AAAAGCAAUUGCGUAGAAUAUAAUUUGGCUGUAUGACUAUUCGGGUCGUCUCUGUUUGAGUUCAUCGCCUGCCUUAAUUUUCCUCAGAGUCCUCCGUCCCCAAGCUUAAGCGCUAACGUCCAAAAAACCCAAAAACUUUAUGGGAACUGUAAAAUUCAAGGACUAUGGCGUACUAGUAGAUCCAGAAGAAGAUCAGGCGUCUUUCACGAAGCUUAGGGCCGCACGGAAACGCCGCCUCGCCACAGCCAUCUCUGUCGCCGCCGUGUUCGUCACCCUAAUCGUCGGCGCGGUGUUCGUCGCGCUGAUCCACCAUGAAAACCACUCGCAUCAGUCUUCUCCGUCAUCAUCGUUGCCGGUUUCCUCCACCUCGAUCGGCUUUCUCAGCACCGUCUGCGCUGUGACUCAGCACCCGCACUCCUGCUUCGAUUCCAUGUCUGCAUUCCCCUCCCCGCCUAAACCUAGCCCGGAGCACUUCCUGAACGUUUCUCUCUGGAUCGCCAUCAACGAAUUGGUUAAUUUGACCUCUCUUCCCAAGUCUCUGAUCCCGAAGGUCAACGACCGUGGCGGCCAAUCGGCUCUGCAGGACUGCGAGAGCCUGUUCAACAACGCGCUGAGUCAACUCAACGAGUCGGCGGCGCUAAUCAACGCGGAUCGAGGUGAGAUCGUCCUGGCGCCGACGGAAAUCGGUAACAUGAGGACGUGGAUAAGCGCGGGGAUGACGGAUGAGGACACGUGUACCGAUGGAUUGGAGGAGAUGCAAUCGACGGUGACGGAUGAGGUGAAAGCGAUGGUGCAGAGAUCGAAUGAAUACAUGAGCAACACGUUAGCCAUUGUCAGUAAUUUGCAGAGCCUUCACGAGAAGUUUGGUGUAGCCGAGCCAAAGCAUUGAAUUGUCUGUUUUUUCUCGCACUAUGUAAUUCGGUCAUUUUUUUUUGUACUACCGUAAUUCUCUCGUUGGAUCUGCCUUCAUUUGAACUAUUGGCAUUUCCCUGUGUUCAUGUAUAAAACAAGAAUAAAAAACUGGGAAAAUGUUUAUCAAGGUAAUUGCUGAAAAAAAUGGAGAAUGGUACUCCCUAGUCCAGGUGCAAGGAAGGUGAUAGAUAGGAUGUUCAAGAAGACCUUUCAAUUCCGGAGAGGUGGAGAUCCAAAAUUUUAAUAUAGUCUAUAUAAUGGAGUUUUUCUCAAAAUAAUGCUAAAUAAAAAAGUAAGUAUUUACCAAAUUGGUGUAUGGUUAAUAUUAUUUCCCUAAGUACUGCUAUGGUUAACUCUAGUUGGAUGGUUGGAGAGCGGCCAAACUGAAUUCACGGCCUAGGGCCUAGCCAACAUUAUGUAAAAUUUAAAAGAGCACGUGGGAGCGCAAAUUAUACCGUACACCCGGAUGUACGGUCCUCACCGUACAUCCGGGUAUUUUUGCAAUUAAUUACAAAUCUGGUGGUAAAGAUUAGGGAUGGAGAAGGGAUGAGAAAGCAGAGACGGAAUCGGUCCAGAUCGGCGGUAGUAUGUAUUUGUUGGUCGUCGUACGUAGCGUAGACCUUGAGCCUGUCCGUAGUAAAUUCCGGCGUUGUUGUUGGCUUUCUGGUCUUCUGGGUGGAGAUGUUGACCUCUGGGUGGUGUGUAUUGUGUAAGAUGUUGGGGUGGAGAGUUAUCUUUGUCGUCAUCCGUGGGUGGAAGGCCAGGAAUAAAAUUACACUUAGUGGGCUGGCUGGAUAAGGUUAAACAAUUAAUGGUGUAGUGUUGAUUAAAUUGGAUUUGAGAAAUCAC
Messenger RNA from Cuscuta epithymum, 1761 nucleotides. The record is from the annotation of a GenBank genome assembly. NCBI's taxonomy places the organism in Eukaryota, Viridiplantae, Streptophyta, Magnoliopsida, Solanales, Convolvulaceae.